Molecule: messenger RNA, 2726 nt
Organism: Ectocarpus siliculosus
Lineage: Eukaryota; Phaeophyceae; Ectocarpales; Ectocarpaceae
Source: the annotation of a GenBank genome assembly
CUGUUUGUCCAAUCUACCUCUGUUGCUCUCACCUUGCACUCUUUGCCGACGCGCGGAAUAACAACACUGCAAACCGCUGGUAAGCAUGAGUCCCACGACGUCGGUGCUCACUGUUCUCGGGUCCCUGAUUUCAGUCUCAGUCUCCGAUGCUUUCGUGGUGCCGAUGAUGGCGCCCCGGGGGGCCCCGUCUGCAUUCGCCGCCAAGAACAAGGUCGGCGGAACCCCCACCAUGGUGGCCACUCCCGACAGGGUCUCCACCUCCGCAUCCUCCUCGGCCUUCGAGCCCACAAAAGGGCCCAACGCGCCCCUUCGUGUCAACAACAAAGGAAAGGCUUGGGUGCCCCAGCGGGCGCGGCCCCGCCGCAACCGUAAGAGCGAGGCAGUUCGCUCGAUGGUCAGGGAGAAUGUGGUCCGGCCUGCGAACUUCAUCUACCCGCUUUUCAUCCACGAGGAGGACUUUGAGGUAGAGAUCAAGCCUAUGCCCGGGUGCCUCAGGCACAGCCUCCCCCACAUGUUGAAGGAGGUGGAAGAGGCGUGGCAGUUCGGCGUGCGCAGCUUCGUGGUGUUCCCCAAGGUACCCGACGAGCUCAAGACGAACUACGCGGACGAGUGCUACAACCCGAGCGGCAUCGUGCCUCGCGCCGUGAGCAUGAUCAAGGAGAGGUUUCCCGACAGCAUCGUGUGCACAGACGUGGCCUUGGACCCGUACAGCGACCAGGGCCACGACGGAGUGGUCCAAGACGGCAAGAUCCUCAACGACGAGACCAUCAUGCAGCUCACGAAGCAGGUGGUGUGCCAGGCCCGCGCCGGUGCUGACGUCGUGGCCCCGUCGGACAUGAUGGACGGGCGAGUCGGGGCCAUCCGCGACGCUCUCGACUCGGAGGGCUUCACCGACGUCUCAAUCUUGGCGUACACGGCCAAGUAUGCGUCGGCGUUCUACGGACCGUUCCGCGAUGCCUUGGACUCGCACCCCGGGUUCGGCGACAAGAAGACGUACCAGCAGGACCCCGCAAACGGAAGGGAAGCGCUUCUGGAGGCCGCUCUUGACGCCGCUGAGGGUGCCGACAUGCUCAUGGUGAAGCCCGGCAUGCCUUACUUGGACGUGAUCCGCCGUCUGAAGGAGAGCACGCCCCUGCCCAUCUCAGCCUAUCACGUGUCGGGGGAGUACGCCAUGAUGAAGGCGGCAGUGGAGCGGGGAUGGCUGGAUGAGAGGGCGGCGGUGCUUGAGGCCAUGACUUGCUUCAAGCGAGCCGGUGCGGACGUUAUCCUGACGUACUACGCCAAAGACGCCGCCAGGUGGCUCUGUGAAGACGGGCUUGUCUAGACAUAGGCCGGACAGCCCCCCUCACACGGUCGGCCAUGGUCUCGCGAAUCACGCAAUGAUCGGGCCGGAGAGCCGGUGCUUGAACGUGGCCACAUCCGCUUUAGUUGAUGUAAACACCGAUUGUCGGCGCUUGUUGUUAUGAUAGUUGUCGCUGUGAUGUUUCGUUGGCACAGCUAUGCACGUUUCGACGGCGUAGUGUUGCCAGCGGCGAACCACUUUUUUUUUUCUUUCGGGCCCGCGAGACCGCGGGAACACGUAGAGCUCGACCUCCCACCGUGCUUUGGGUUGGACGUGCUUGCGUGCGUGGAAUCAAUGUUCUUGUGUUUUUCCCCAGGAAGAAGGAUCGCACUUGCGCUGGGCUUGUGCAGCUCGCCAUGAGUCUGGUUGUUGUACCGUGUGGGGUGAACUGGUAUGGUUCGUGCUCAUGUUCACUGGAUAUUAUACAUCACGUACAAUAGACUGGAUAUUAUACAUCACGUACAAUAGACACUCUGCCGUCCGCGAGAAAAUAAUCCAUGUAUGUAUGCAUUGCAACAUUCGUUUUGGUGGGGCUUGUGGAACCCUGCUGUACAUCGCAUCGCAACGCUACACAUGAUGCAAUCUUUCUCCUUGCGGGACUUGGGCGGUGAGGCGCUUGGCUGAGGCUUGGAACAAUUCCAGAGGAAAGAGAAGCGAGAACGAAAGGCAGCCGGAAUUUAGCACACACAUACCUCCGGACACGCAUGACGCCGGCCGCCCCGAUGGCUCAGUUGGCAACCUCGUUGCCUUCGCGUCGCCAGAUGGCGGGUUCGAAAUCCCGUUGGAGUAGAGACAUCGCCAUGUAGAGGCGGAAAGCGUACGGCCGUGAGCAGCACAACGCGAGGGCAGAUACUACUGAACCCCCAUCGCGUCCAAAAACCAAGCACCGCAUCGGGAAAGGUGGAGCGAAAAAAAGCUCCAGGGUUCUUCCUGUGUAAACCCGGGUGGUGGGUUCAAACAUGUUCCGAAAAUUGUAGACUCGUGCUCAGAAUAUUUGGGCGUAUCAACACAGACUUGGUACUCAAGGAAGGCCCGAAGACUGAUGAAUCCAACUUCAGCUGUUGCGCGACCCCCCCCAAUUUAGUGGACAACUUUGCAUGCAGGGCAAGUCACGUGCAGCUUUAUCUGGUCAUCAUGCAUUCGAACAAGAAGAUAUUAGUAGGCGUCCAACGCACAAGCAGCGGCGGUGGUGUUCUUUGUGGCGCCGGCUUCGUGCGAACAACUGCAGCAGCUCCGCUACCAUGACUGUAAACGUAGGGUUACAUCGACCAUGACGGUGUGAACCUCAUGGGCCUCUCAACUUGGGGCACUGCAGCAGAUGCGGAGCGCUACUGCUGCGGUUAUUGAGGGGGCCUUCGGUAUGGAAAACCCUUUUCGGAAGGGG